Messenger RNA from Lasiosphaeria miniovina, 2670 nucleotides. RefSeq lists its product as uncharacterized. Gene Ontology annotation, molecular function: RNA binding; protein binding. The transcript has 2 exons. The coding region runs from base 1 to 2670 and encodes 889 amino acids. The record is from RefSeq and is a predicted model, not a curated record. NCBI's taxonomy places the organism in Eukaryota, Fungi, Ascomycota, Sordariomycetes, Sordariales, Lasiosphaeriaceae. Gene Ontology annotation, cellular component: nucleolus. Gene Ontology annotation, biological process: ribosomal small subunit biogenesis.
AUGGCACCACCUAGGAUGAAGAACCUACAACAACCGGGUCCGCAACUACCCCCACACUUCUUGAAAGAGCUAGGUGUGCCAGAGUCGCAGGGAAAGCAAGGACGCGAUAAACGACACUCCCUGUCAAGGAAAGACCAGCGCAAGGCCGACAGACGACAGAAGAGAGACCAUCAGAUCACUGCGUCUCAAACCUAUGCCGAGCGCGCAAAUCCAAAACAAUACGCCAAAAUUAGUUCUUUAGGGAGAGCCACUAAGGUGGCGACGUCCCCUGCCGUGACAGUUAAAAAACCCGAAAGUUGGCCAACCUCGAAACAGAGAAUACCUGAUCUCGAAGAGGACAGUGAAGACAAUAUCGAUCUCGAAGAGGACGACGACGACGACGACGAGGAAGAUAUUUCUUCUUACGAGGUGUCUGACGAGGAGGAGGCGCCCCCAAUUUCCUCAAAACCAGAUCUACCAAAGCACGUGAAGGAGCGCCUCGCAGAAGACGACGCCGAGAUUGCGGCACUGGAGAGGAAGCUUGGGCUGAAGGGGCGAAAAUCACUGCCAAAAUCCUUCCAAGAAGAUGGGCUCACUGAGCUCUUGGGUGAAUUGGGUGAAUUUGACGGGGACGACAAUGAAGAAGCCUCGCAACGGAAGAAACGCAAGGCAGAAGUAGACGAUUGGCUGUCCCAGAAACGAAGAAAGGCGAUUGCGGAGCAAGCUUUGGAACACUGUCAAAAGACCGACUUUGAAGGGAGCGACGACGAGUUUGAAGGUUCCGAUUCUGACGAGAACGCCGACUCGGAUGAUGUGGGCCUGGAUGAUGCGUUGGAUCUUGGGUCUGGAGGCGAUGACGAAGACGAUAUGAGCGAUGUCAGCUACCACAGUGGCGAAGACGGCGAUUCUGAAGAGCUUGGAGCGGACCAUGUGCCUGCCGAGAAGGUACAACGAGUGCGCGAGAACCCAUAUGUUGCUCCUACAGUGGCACGAGAUAUUGUCAAAUACGUGACUCCUUCUCUUCGGCAGGAGUCGGGAUCAGACGCAGAGUUGACAGCACGUAUCCGCCGGCAGACACAAGGUCUCGUCAAUCGAAUAACAGAAACCAGCAUGCUAAGUAUUCUUGGCGACAUUGAGAAGCUCUAUAGGGAGCAUCCUCGACAGCACGUCUCGUCCACCCUGGUAGACCUGCUUCUGAUUCAAGUCUGCGAUCCAGCAAACUUGCCGGAUACGCUCCUAAUCCUUACCUCGGGCUUUGCUACUGCCGCCUGCAAAGUAGUCGGCAUGGACUUCGGGGCCCAGCUAAUUCAGGAAGUCGUCGAGCGCUUCGACAGGUUCUACGAAGAGGCAGCAGCUUUAGCUGCGACUGGGCGACCCGAUGUGCCGAAACAGACAUCAAACCUGAUCACUUUCCUUUCAAAGCUCUACAGCUUCCAGGCGAUAGGCCCGAACCUAUUGUUUGACUACAUUCGCAUGCUCUUGGGUAAUCUGUCGGAGCUCAAUGCGGAGCUCUUACUGCGUAUUAUUCGCAUGUGCGGUUCUUCUCUUCGGCAAGAUGACCCGAUGGCUUUGAAGGAUAUCAUCUCUUUGAUUCGCCCGGCCGUUUCGAGAAUUGGCGAACAGAGCAUCAGCGUCAGGACAAAAUUCAUGAUCGAGACGAUCAAUGACUUGAAAAACAACAAGAUGAAGGCGGGAGUCGGUGCGUCGGCAGUAGUCUCUGAGCACACCACCCGCAUGAAAAAGAUCCUUGGCUCCCUAAAUUCGAGGAAACUUAAGUCGACCGAGCCUUUAAGGAUGGGUCUGAAAGACAUUCAGCAAUCUGACAAAAAAGGAAAGUGGUGGCUUGUGGGUGCAAGCUGGGCUGGCCCACAUGCGGGUGGUCAACCGGAGAAGACAGAGCAGAGCCACGACAACGACGACGACGACGACGACGACGAGAGCCUCCUCCUCAGCGACGCUGAGCAGGGGCCAGACCUUGCCGAACUUGCGAGAGAGCAAAUGAUGAACACAGAUGUUCGGCGGUCAAUUUUUGUUGCCAUUUUGUCGGCUACUGAUUAUGAGGACGCCUACUUACGUAUCCUCAAACUUCGACUCAACAAGGAGCGCCAGCGGGAGGUCCCCAAUGUCAUAAUGCAAUGCUCUGGGGCAGAGCAGCAAUACAACCCGUAUUAUACAUUGGUCGCCAAAAAGCUUUGCUCAGACCGCAAGGUCAGGUGGUCGUUCCAAGACAGUCUUUGGAGGCUGUUUAGGAGACUGGGGGAAUCUAUCUUCGGCGACGACGCAGAAGACGUGGACGAGAAUGAAGCGGCCGACACGCGACGUCUCGUAAAUAUUGCCAAGAUGUUCGGAUCCCUGGUUGCAAGCGGAGCGCUGGGGCUACCUGUCCUCAAAUGCCUUAACCUUCCGUACCUGCAGUCAAAUACGCGGGCAUUUGUCGAGAUCAUGCUUAUCGCCACCCUCUUAGAGUGUCAGACGAGCGAAACACCGAGAGACGCGAUAGCUGCAGCCUUCAAGACAGCCGAGACAGCCCCUCCGCUGGCCAGGGGACUCCAGUGGUUUAUGAAAAAAGUAAUCCGGAAAUCCGACUUGGCCGGGAGCAAAGAAAACGCCGAACAUGUCAAGGAGGCGUGCAAGAUAGCGGAAUCCGUCUUGGAGGCUGUUCUCUCUUCGACACAAGACCAACUAGAGUAG